AUGGAAGCUACCCCCAGCCAUCAUUCGCAAAUGGCAAUGCACCUUACCAGACAAGAAAUUACCGUCAUACAAGCACUUAAUAGACUUCUUGCAAACACGGACGAACGGCGACAGGACAAGCUCAGCAUUUACCGCUACGAAAAGGGCCUCCGAACCACCCAAUCGUCAGCGACCGAGCGCGUCGCGAAGUCAUGCAUUCACCGCGACGCUCAAGACGCCGGGACCGAACCACCGAAAACCGACUCAUUGACCUCGCCCCCGUCCGGACCACCCCACCGCGAUUUGUUAGUCACCGCACAGGUCAACAUACUGGACAAUAGAACUCAACCGUUCCGCUGUAGAGCUCUGCUAGACACCGGCGCGAGCAUGAACUUCAUCACCGAGAGACUCGCCAAUUCGUUGAGACUCAACCAACGGAAAUGUUCGGUCCCGAUCGGAACACUUGACACGUUGUCAACGACCUCGAAACGCUACAUCACGGCCACGAUCACCUCCGUUGACGGCACAUACGAACGCACCUGGACUUUUCUAAUCAUACCGACCAUAUCGACUUCGAUCCCAGAUCAACCCGUAGAUCGGUCAACGAUACAGAUACCCAGAAAUCUACGACUAGCCGAUCCAAGAUUCCACAGACCUGCUCCGAUCGACGUGCUAUUGAGCGCCGGGCCAACACUAGCGUCACUGUGCGUCGGCCAACUUGAUAUCAGUCAAGCAAACGGGACCGACUUGCGUCUGCAAAAAACGCGGUUCGGAUGGGUCAUCGGGGGGAGCACAGUCUCGCAACCACCCGCACACGCAUUUCACGCGUCCACGACGGCCUUGCAGGCGGAUCUCGCCCGUUUUUGGGAAAUCGACGAGGGACCGCCCACCGCGCACAUUUCGGAAGCGGAGCGACAGUGCGAGGAACAUUUCCGGAAUCACGUUCAACGCACCCACGAAGGGCGAUACAUGGUCGCUCUCCCCUUCAACGAGACAACUCCCUCGCUUGGAUCCUCCAGAGCCAUGGCGAUGAAGCGACUAAUAUCUCUCUGCCGGCGGUUCCAACGAGAUAAGCGAUUCGAAGCCGACUAUCACGCCGUAAUACAGGAAUACUUGGCAUUAGGGCACAUGACGAAAGUUACCACGGACCACUGCACUGACGACGGAUGUUUUUUACCACAUCAUGGCGUGAUCAAGGAGUCCAGCCAAACUACGAAACUCCGAGUCGUGUUUGACGGAUCGGCCCCAACCACCACCGGAGUUUCAUUAAACGACGUACUUCAUACGGGACCGAAACUACAAGAUGAUUUAUACUUCAUCCUUUUAAGAUUUCGAGCUCAUCAAUACGGCAUUACAGGAGUCGAUACAAGGGUCGAGGCACAAUCAUUGAGAACGGAGCUCACAGAACUGCUCAAGCUAGCCGGCUUAAACAUCCGGAAAUGGGCAUCGAACGACCGGGAACUGCUACGAGGACUUCCCGAGACUGACGUAAACGAUAAGCUGCUACUAGGCGAAUCGCAAACCUUCAAGACAUUGGGUGUUGUUUGGAAUUCCUUCGACGAUUCGAUCCUAUACUCUGUCAAAACCAAUGAUGCCGACUCUCGAAUUACGAAGAGAACCAUCAGCUCCGAAAUCGCCAAGAUCUACGACCCGCUCGGAUUGCUGGCACCAGUAAUUGUUCGAGCCAAGAUGUUGCUCCAGCGACUCUGGACACUAAAAAUUAAUUGGGACGAAUCCUUACCGGCUGACGUGCACACGGAAUGGAGCAAAUAUUACGCACAGCUGCCAUUAUUGAAUAACGUGGAGUUUCCACGUAAAACGAUAAUCAACCCCGCAGCGGAAAUUCAGUUACACGGGUUCUGUGACGCCAGCGAAAGGGCAUAUGGAGCAUGCGUUUACCUUCGCACCAUCACCCUGGAUGGUCAAGUCUGUACACGUCUCCUCACUGCGAAGUCGAAGGUAGCUCCGCUCAAAUCACUAACCAUUCCAAGGCUGGAACUGAGUGGAGCACUCCUUCUCGCGUCACUAGGCACCACGGUCCUCCAAGCCUUGCCAAGCAACAUUGCUCGGACCGUUUACUGGACUGACUCCACAAUCGUUCUACAUUGGAUCAACACAUCACCCCACACGCUGAAAACCUUCGUCGCUAACCGUGUGACAGAAAUUCAACGGAAGACUCACGCCUCAGAUUGGCGUCACAUCCCCACUACCGAUAACCCGGCAGAUCUCAUAUCUCGAGGCCAACUACCCGAAGACUUCCUGAAAACAACCAUUUGGCAACAUCGACCAGAAUGGCUUCAACAACCGGAAGAAUACUGGCCAACGUGGAACCCAGUACCGUUAAAGGAAACACCGGAGCAGAAAAGGGCAACCUGUCUGUCCGCGACGCCGGCGGACCACAGCAUACUGGGGAGAUUCUCCUCUUGGCCCAAGCUUAUAAGAAUUGCCGCUCGGUGCCUUCGAUGGAGACAAACCCGAGAUCGAGGCAAACCUCUGACCGUGCACGAGUUGACCAAUGCACACAACAGAUUAAUCAAACUAUUGCAAGCCUGUUAUUUUUCAGACGAAAUCCGUGCUCUCCGGUCAGAUAGAAAUUCGGCAAUGAAGGGGAAGCUCCAAAGACUCAAUCCAUUUCUGGACAAGGACGGGAUGCUGCGCGUCGGAGGCCGACUCAGUCAUUCACCAAUGCCUUUCAACCAGAAGCAUCCAAUAAUUCUACCCAAAUCCUCAGUUACCGCGCUCAUAAUCGAGCAUGAACACCUCCUAAAUCUCCACACCGGAACUCAAGCUACCUUGUACGCCCUAAGGAGAUCCUAUUGGCCUAUCGACGGCCGCAGUCAAGUUUGGAGCACGCUGAAGAAGUGCGUCCGUUGCUGCCGAGCCAAUCCCCCUCCAGUGGAUUAUAUAAUGGGCGACCUUCCAGCUGCCCGGAUAACAGAGUCUCGGCCAUUUACCAACGUCGGAAUCGACUACUGCGGACCGUUUUACAUCAAGGAACGAAAGGAUCGCAACCGACUCAAAAUCAAGGUAUACGUAGUGAUCUUUGUGUGUCUUGCAGUUAAAGCAGUCCACAUCGAGUUGGUCAGCGAUCUCACUAGCGAGGCCUUCAUUGCUGCUCUGCGGAGAUUCAUCGCUCGCCGCGGAUUCUGUGGGACAAUCUACUCCGACAACGGUACCAACUUCGUCGGUGCCAACAACGAAUUACGAGAGCUCCGAAAUCUCCUGCAAUCCGACGAUCACAAGGCACAAGUCCAGUCCUUUUUAGCCGACCGACGGAUCGAAUGGCACUUCAUCCCUCCCAACUCACCUCACUUCGGCGGGUUGUGGGAGGCUGCAGUGAAGUCUUUCAAACGACAUCUCAGACGGGUCGCCGGUAACGAGCUCUUGACCUUCGAAAACCUUAACACCCUUAUCAUUGAAAUCGAGUCCAUCCUAAACUCCCGCCCGCUGACGCCGAUAUCUUCAGACCCAAACGAUCUCCUAGUUCUUACUCCCGGUCAUUUCCUCAUCGGAGAUUCACUAACCAGUUUUCGAGAACGAGAUUUCAGGGACACGCCAUCCAAUCGUCUCUCCUGCUGGCAGCAUAUUCAGAAACUCAAACAACACUUCUGGCGCCGGUGGCAUCGAGAGUAUCUCAACGAGCUACAUAUCCGGAACAAAUGGAACAAGGGCAGUCACGACAUACGAGAAGGCACCAUCGUCCUUCUCAGAGAAGACAAUGUUCCCCCGAUGCAAUGGCCAUUGGGCAGAAUCAUCAAGGCCCAACCCGGCGCAGACGGCAUCAUACGCACAGCUAUCGUUCGAACAGCGACGAGUACCCUCGAACGGAGCAUCAAGCGGAUGGCACCACUACCGAGCAGAACGACUCCAGACGACUCCGAACCAAUCAACAGUCCGAAGUCUGACAAGAGGUCCACCUGA
Messenger RNA from Bombus huntii, 3900 nucleotides. RefSeq lists its product as uncharacterized. Bases 1 to 3900 code for a protein of 1299 amino acids. Gene Ontology annotation, biological process: proteolysis; DNA integration. The record is from RefSeq and is a predicted model, not a curated record. Gene Ontology annotation, molecular function: aspartic-type endopeptidase activity; nucleic acid binding. The transcript has 3 exons. Lineage: Eukaryota; Metazoa; Arthropoda; Insecta; Hymenoptera; Apidae.